CCUCCCUCUCUCUCUCUCUCUCUCUCAGACACACUCUCAGUCGCCGUGCUCUGACGGAUGGAGAUACACUGCCUGGGAGGACUUAAGGGUAAGAAGAGAAGUGCUUUUUCUUUCUCCUCCGCCUGGCUUCCCGCGCGAGCUGUCGAUCCCUGCCUCGGUCCUGAGGAUGAGGAGGUUCUAUUUGUGAGGAAGGCGCAGCAAAGGAGGAGGAAACAAGGAGCAACAGGGUGGUGAAUUCUUGCGGGAGUGAGCGAGAAGACCUUUUUUUUAUUUUUCCCCCAGGCUCGAGCAAAGGAGUCCCGACGGCGGGCAGCAGCCAUGUGAGACGAGCUGUCCACACGUAGAGGAUGCUCACGCCCAGCUAAAGAAGAGCCUCCUUUCCUCCCUACCUACCUCCUUACCUCUCGCUCCCUCCCUCCUUCCCACAUGAGGACGGGAAGAUGACUGUCACCAGCAGACAGUCCUUCAAUGUCCUGACGGUCAUCUUCCUCUUGCUGUCCACUGCAGCCCUCUCCGCUCACUACCGGGUGUGUGAACCCUACUCGGACCACAAAGGGGGUUAUCACUUCGGCUUUCACUGCCCUCGCCUCUCGGACAACAAGACCUACAUGUUCUGCUGCCACCACAACAACACCGCCUUCAAAUACUGCUGCAACGAAACAGAGUUCCAGAUCAUCAUGCAGGUCAACCUCACAACCACCUCAGACGGUUAUGCACACAAUAAUUACACGGCCCUCGUCGGCGUGUGGAUCUACGGCUUCUUCGUCCUGGUGCUGCUGGCGCUGGACUUCCUCUACUACUCGGCCAUAAACUACGAGCUGUGCCGGGUCUACCUGGAGAAAUGGGGCCUGGGGGGCCGCUGGCUGAAGAAGGCCCGCAGCCAGUGGCACAGGUCCCUGCCCGCGGAGGAGAGCGAGGCCCAGGGCGCCGCCCAGCCCGUGGUCCCUAGCCACUACCAGCCCAGGCACAGCCUGCGAGGGGAGAGCCACAGCCCCACGCUGCUGCCCUACAACACGUCCACCGCGUGAGUGAUUCUGCAAGUGGACAAAGUGGAGAGUAGCAACACCUGGUUUCCUUACGCGGUGCAGAGGAGAGGCCCCCACGGACGCCCCCUCUCUGGACCACAGACAAAAACACCAGUGGCGGGCCAGCCAUACCCGUAGAACUUAGAAGAGACUACUGCCCUUUCCAAAUGAGCACAGCCGCGAACCGGCAGCAGCAGCAGCAGGCCGGCGUGGCAUUUAGACGCCCCGCCGAGGGCAAGAGGCUGCCAGGAGACACGCAGGACGGUCCUGCUGCCGCUGCCGCUGCCGCAGAGGAGCGACACACUCGGAAGCCAACAGGUGUCCGGUGAUCCUCUGAAGAGACUGCCAAGGCCCCCUCCCCCCCCUCCCCC
This is a messenger RNA of Pungitius pungitius (ninespine stickleback), 1396 nucleotides long. RefSeq names its product shisa like 1b (gene shisal1b). The record is from RefSeq and is a predicted model, not a curated record. The transcript has 5 exons. NCBI's taxonomy places the organism in Eukaryota, Metazoa, Chordata, Actinopteri, Perciformes, Gasterosteidae. The coding region runs from base 441 to 1028 and encodes 195 amino acids.